Messenger RNA from Ictalurus punctatus (channel catfish), 4263 nucleotides. RefSeq names its product transforming growth factor, alpha (gene tgfa). Gene Ontology annotation, biological process: positive regulation of cell population proliferation; positive regulation of mitotic nuclear division; epidermal growth factor receptor signaling pathway. NCBI's taxonomy places the organism in Eukaryota, Metazoa, Chordata, Actinopteri, Siluriformes, Ictaluridae. Bases 778 to 1347 code for a protein of 189 amino acids. The transcript is spliced from 6 exons. The record is from RefSeq and is a predicted model, not a curated record.
UGGCCUUUGUAUGCUGAGUCCAACUAACUUUGUGAGCUCAGUGGCGAUGGAUGGAGGAACACUCAACAACACUAGCAACACAAAUUCAUAAGCCUGUUGGUUGGGCACCUCUGCACUUUGAAUCAUUUUCCAGUAUCAAAAAAACAAACAAACAAACAAAUGCUUUCACCAGUUUUCUUAGCACUUGAUGAAAUAAAUAUCAGACUCGAAUGUUUAUUAAAGAGGCAUCAUGAAUACCAGUCAAUACAGUAGAGAUGCUCCUUUGUCCUGAUUGGUCGGAUGAUGUUGGUCCACAUUAUUUGUUUUCCCUCGCAUUUUAGCCAGUUUCUUUUUUAAAUGACUGAUUUAACCAUUAAUUCUGGUCAACUCUCUCUCUCUCUCUCUCUCUCUCUCUCUCUCUCUCUCUCUCUCUCUCUCUCUCUCUCAUAAAAGCGCAUACAUGCACGCGCGCACAAAAGUAAUGAAGUGUGUGGAGGAUGCGCCCUGCGUCACGGGGUACAACGCGUAUCCGAAUCUAGUGGUGAAAGCCUGUAGAGUCUAGUAGAGCACGUCUUAAGUUCAUGUUUAAGAAACUCGACGCGUGGCUUGUUCGGAGGACGCUAAACCACCGUUUAAUAUCCAGUGAUAUGGAAUCAGUUUAAAAGCGAUUUUUUCCUGAUAUUACUUCUGACAAGCAAACAUUUGGGCCUUCACUGGUGGCCAAACGCACUUACAUUCCAAAUAUACUUUAACGUUAGAUGUCACGCGUCCAAGGGCACACGUUUAAGCUUUAUAACGAUGUAUCGAGCUUUUUGGGAUACGAUAUUUCUCCUUAGUGGCUAUUUAUUUACAUACAGUCAAGUGCAGCAAAAUGCUACGUCAGCAGCAACAACCAUGGCAAUGACUCCCACCACAACCGCCACUAUAACUGCCACUAUAACUGCCACCAACACCACAGCAGUGUCAAGUACUACUGUUAGAAGAAAGUUCAUAGCAGCAGCAGUCCACUCUCACUUUGCUGACUGUCCUGACUCCCACAGCCAUUUCUGCAUCCAUGGAACAUGCCGCUUUCUCAUCCUGGAGGAGACGCAAGCGUGUGUGUGCCACCCAGGCUUCAUAGGUGUGCGUUGUGAGUAUGCAGACCUGCUGGCAGUGGUAGCAACCAACCAAAGGCAGCAUACAUUGGCCACUAUAUUGAUGCUGGGCAUAUUGGGCAGUGUCCUGCUUGUACUGCUUUGCACCAUAAUAAAUUGUUGGUGGAGGCGGGGCAGAUGGAGGCAAGGACCUCUGCUUUCCUGUUUGUCAAAAAAACCAAAUGGCAUCGUAAAAAGUGGGACAUCCUGCUGUCACACAGAGACAGUGGUUUGAAAUGGUUCCACUGUAGUGCUCUUGGUAUACCCAUGUUCUCAAUUUUGCCACCUGAAGCCCCAUGGAUUAUCACUGGAUUAACCUACUAAUUCAUGUCAGCAAGCUGAGAACCAAACCAGAUGUGGAAUUCAGAACUUAUAUACUUGAUGGAAGUAAACUUAUCCAUUCAGUUUUUAUAAUUUUUUGUGGAAUAUAAAACUAAAACAAUGGAAGACAGUUUAUUUCCCAUUUAUGGUAAUUUCCCAACACAGAUAUUGAUCUCCUGGACGCUGGACUUUCAUACUAUCGUGUUGGAACAGAUUACAGGAGUGAAGAUACACUCAGACUUAAGAUCUUGUGAGGAAAGGCCCUACAGUGAACGAGCAACUGACAAGUGCUUAUGCCUGCUCAGCUGGAUGUGAAAAGUAAGAAUGAGAUUCAGAACUUUGAUGUAAAUUUUCAUGAAUUAAUGUGCUUAGGGUGCUUGGAUGUUCUUGAGACACUGAGAACUAUGUUCAUUUUGACAACAGAAGUGGACACCAUGAUAAGAGGAAUAGUUUCAAUUUUCAAAUCACAAAAAACUUGGAAAAUGAACAGAAUGUUUAUGGUGUGACACCAAAAGAUCUAGUACUUGUCAAAAGUUUGGAUACACCUACUUGUAGAAAGAUUUUGUUUAAUUUUCCACAUUAGGUCUAAAAUACCAACAAAACAAAAAAAAUUUAAACUAUGAAAUAACACUGAAUUAUACAGGGAACAAAAAGUGAAACAAAUAAAAUAAGUAAACAAAUCAACAUAUUAUUACAAUAAUUAUUAACAAGCUGCAUGAGAUAUCUGUGAAGAGGCUUACUUUCCAAGAGUUCCCAGUUAUUCUGGCCAGUUAUUGGCUGUAGUUUCAAAGUUUUAAAUGAAAACUAUUUAUUUUUGCAUUUGAAACAAAUUUCAUGUCUUUAGAUAUCUUAAGAUUAUCAAGAACAGUUACACGUGUCCAAACUUUUGGUGUGUGGUGUAUAUGAGCUAUAGUUUUAAAUGUUUUAGUUAUUCAGGAGUGUCACACACAACUAAUUGUUCUAAGAAUGGAAAAAUAAUCUUGGAUAGCUAAGAUCUUAAAUGAUGAUAAUCUUGGAUGAUAAUAGUAGAUGAAAAUGUGUACACAUGAUUUUCAGAGUAUAUUUCAAGUAUAUUAAUGUAUUCAAUAACCAUGAUAUAUUUAAGAAUUAACAGUCAAUGGCAGGCUUCUGAGGAAAACACUUGUCUUGGAAUCCAGAGGGUAUUUUAUGCUUAUGUUCAUUAGUAUUAUUCCACUUGAGAUGUUCUUGUUCACAGAUUCCAUUUAAUAACAUAUGUAUACUCAUGUCACAUACCCUUGAGUUGAACUUUCUCCUCUUUCAGUUCUUGAUAGUGAAGAAAUGUUACAAGGUUUUUGACAACAUUGUAUAACUUCUAAAAUCAGAAUCACAACAUGUAUGGUUUUGGCAGAAAUUGUAUUAGUGAGUGAAGGUUUGGGUGUGCACAAGUGUAUUUACACAUUCACUUUACACUGUUGCACUGCAAUCAUGUGAUUGACGACCGCUUUCAAAUCCGCACUCUUACCCUGAUGGCUGUGGUAAAACAGGCACUGGCUCUUUUCUGGAAAACAAAAUGUGAAAUGUGCUAAACAGGCCUAGUCAUUAGUGGAGCCUGAUUUUGAUUAAAGAGUGUGUGUAGAUAUGAUUGUGAUAAAUCCACUAAAUUCACUUCACAAAGCACUAUGUACAUGUUCACUUCUACAUAUAGUCCACACACACACAUGCUCACACUCAACUAUGUACUGUAUAUACAUAUAGACAGCUGUGACUGCUUUGUUUCUGAUUUAAAGCUUGUUACUGUUUAUUGCAAAUCUGUUCUGAACAUUUUAGACUCUGAGAUUUAGAAAGUUUUAAACCUUGUUUAACAUUGUAUGUUGUGUUAUUGACCUCCAAGCCUUUUGUCAUUGCUCUUAAAUGUAUGGUAACUAGGUGCAUCCAGAUACAGGUAAAACCCUGAUACUGUGUGGAGAUUUAUUCAGUCAUCUGCUUUUGCUGAACCCUAAAAGUGUCCACUCGAACAGUAGAGGCGAACAGUCCUGCUUUAUGCACAAGAUAUUCCAAAAUUAGAAUUCAUUAGCACUAGAUUUACAUUACUGUAGUAGUAAUAGUUCACAGUUUUAGGGAAAAUUGAUUGAAUAAGACUUCAUCCAGAGGACUGCGGGAGAGAGUGUUGCUAGCAUUGAGCACUUUAUAUUAAAAAAACAAACAAACAAAAAAACUUUGAUUACACUGAUUGACUUGAUUUAUGAACUGGAGAAAAAAACCCAUCUAAUUCAAACUGAAUGUAAAAAAAAAAAAAAUGUAUUUGCUCAUGUGAUUAAAUAUAGGAAAUGUAUUGGCUAUUGGUUGGGAAAGUGGUUGCAAGCAAAUGAAUGCUAAUUGUGCUAGAUGAUGUAUGAUUGAAAUCUCAUCUCUUCUGCUCUGUGACUGGAAUAUAUUUGAGAAACUUUAUUUGGUCCUCUAAAUCUAUUUAUUGGUUUACUUUGACACAUUAUUUUUGUUAUUCAGUAUUUAAAAAAAAGAAAAAGAAAAACAAACCUGUACUCACAAUACUGUCAUCUAUACAUUCUUAUUUUUUGUCCUACUUUGUCAUUAUAAUUUUUAUUUAUUUAUAUUUUUUUUUACUGUAAAUUACACAGUGCUACAUUAUCUCAAUAUAAAAUUGCAUCAUGCACAUUUUGUUUGACCCUAGAUACAACAGGAUUAUAAAUGUCUGUGUUCCUGGAUAAUUGUGCUUGUGAUCUUCCUUGAUUACAUGGUUGUAUGCAGACAAAGUUGUUGUUGGUUCAAUAAUCUGUCACAUCAUAUGUCUAUGUUCUUCACCACUUUUUGUUUACCUUUUUCAACUAUAAAAUGUUAAAAUGCAAAAAGA